Molecule: messenger RNA, 444 nt
Organism: Enterobius vermicularis (human pinworm)
Lineage: Eukaryota; Metazoa; Nematoda; Chromadorea; Rhabditida; Oxyuridae
Source: the annotation of a GenBank genome assembly
CUGGGCAUUGUUCACCAAAAUUUUUCUUAUGUUUUGAAAUUUCUAAUAAUUGUUUUAAAGUACUUUAUAAAUUUUUUUCAGCUUCUUGGAUUAAUUGUUUGGCGAUCCGUGUCCAGUGGUUGUUGGUAUAAACCGGAAGAAGAACCACCGUUUUGUAUGUUCAACCGCAGUGAAACAACGUGCUCAGCUACAUCAGCCAUAGGGUUUUUCUCAUUAGCAACGGCAAUCGCACUGCUGAUUAUGGAUGCACAAUUUGAUAAGAUCAGUGCUGUACAAACCCGUAAACGUAUUGUUGUCUUGGAUAUGGCUGUUUCAGGUUUCCUGAUAACUUUUACUUUUAGUUCGAUUACUGAUUUUGCUCCACCAUAUCAAACUGAAUUCACAACUGGUGAUCAACAAAACUAUGGUUAUGGACAACCGGGUCCGGAAGGUGGCACUGGUUAG